AUGUCACCAGCUUGGCAACACGGAAAAACUGUAGAUUAUGGGAUGAAGCUCUCAUCGCUGAUGUCGGCGCCCAUGAUGAAUGAUGUGCCUACACUGGACAAACUCACCGCUCUUGAACUCAAUCGCUUAAUCUUGCAUGAACUGUCACCAAAAGAUGAUGCAGAAAUUAGUUAUGUGUUGUCGCAGAUUUUUAGUUCAGUUACCUUCCAACUCCCAGAUGUCACAGAGCUACAGGUCCCAUUACAUAAAUUUCACUAUCGGGACGACAGACUUCACAGAAAGUUUGCCACCACACGCGAAAAUGACCUGGCUCAUCUGUAUGACAAAGAUGAAUGCCGGUGGAACUGGCCGCUUCCGAAAUCGCACCACAAUAAUGUCGAGCAGUGGCUGCUCCCUAGUGAUGGGAGUCUUGGAGAUUGGCAGGAGGAGAGCGCCAUGGCAGAUGUGGAGUCUGGAAGCAGAGGUGAUGGCGGUUCAUCUUUGGAGGAAGUACCCCCCUCUGGGUCACAGCCAGAAGAUGGCGACUCGGACUCGGAUACACCCUCACCACCGUUUGAGGGAGUUUUUGCGAUGUUCUUCAAUGUUUUACGUUUUGCGCUCACCCAGAAGGUGCCAAGGAUUGUACAGGAGACCAACCCAGUCCCACGCCUGUGGAGUGCAGGAAACUCUACACGCCCUGUGAAAGAUGAAGAAGUUUCACGAAAGCCUGACCUUGCAUUAUUGGAUGAUGUUAAAGCUCGAUGGGACACAAUCAAGGCGGUUUGCGAGCUGACAUCAUGA
This is a messenger RNA of Suillus discolor, 780 nucleotides long. RefSeq lists its product as uncharacterized. Lineage: Eukaryota; Fungi; Basidiomycota; Agaricomycetes; Boletales; Suillaceae. The transcript has a single exon. The coding region runs from base 1 to 780 and encodes 259 amino acids. The record is from RefSeq and is a predicted model, not a curated record.